Messenger RNA from Penaeus monodon (black tiger shrimp), 1497 nucleotides. RefSeq lists its product as uncharacterized. NCBI's taxonomy places the organism in Eukaryota, Metazoa, Arthropoda, Malacostraca, Decapoda, Penaeidae. Bases 84 to 791 code for a protein of 235 amino acids. The transcript has 2 exons. The record is from RefSeq and is a predicted model, not a curated record.
AGACAGCACACGAGCUGUACUUGAGCUAAUCUACAUCCGUCUUUCCACUUUUCUACUUGAUCUGACUUCAAACUCCAGUUCAGAUGGGGAGGUCCUUCAAUGAAGUCAGCAUCUGGAUUCCGGAUGUUCCUGUUUUUAUAGAUGACUUCAAACUACAAAAAAUGGAAAAGUCACUCAGUGAAGUCUCUAUCUGGAUUCCUGAUGACUUCAGACUCCUAAAGGAAUCGGUCGAGAUGGGAAAGCCUCUUAGUGAAGUCAGCAUCUGGAUUCCGGAUAUUCCUAUAGAUGGCUUCAAACAGCGAGACGACUCAGCCCAGAGAGGGGCGUCCUUCAACGAAGUCAGUAUCUGGAUCCCACAUGUCUCUGUUCCUAUAGAUGACUUCGUCCCUGUCGACAUCUCUCGGGAAGAUGUCGUCAUCCCCAGCCAUGAUGUUUGGGCAGAGCGUCGUUUAAACGGAGGUUGUGUGACCGAUGUGUUUGUCUGCAACAAAGGAAACGAAGCGCAGAUGUGUGUGUUUAAUUUAUGUGACGUAAAGAUAACGAUCGAAGAUGACUGUGACUUCAUGGGAAAUUUCCCACUAGCUUGGGAGACACUUCUUUUGCAUUACGGAGUCUCUCAACAACCGGCAAUGUCACAGGUGCGCGGACCAGCCCGAAGCAAAAGGAAAAGGUACAUAUAUAAGUCGAGAGGACUUCCCGCCAGGCGAACCGAAUCGGACGGAACGAACUUUGUGAAGCUGGACGACUCCUUGCUUCGGUCGGCCGAGCUCGAAUCCGUCGUUUGGCAAUAAAUGUUCUGGACGUCGUGACAUUAAUCGGGAGGAGCGUAGACUUGGCUGAUUAAUGUCUGUUAAACAUUUUUUAUUUUUUAUAUAUUGUGUAAACCAGUGGUUCCCAACCAAUAGACCGCGAGCGAAGCCUUUGUGUAAAUUAUUGCUAUUGUGCGCCUAUUCUUUUUAUAUCAAGAAUAUAAUAUUUGUAUAAUAUCACAGUAAAGCAAAUAUACCUUAACAUUGCUGAUUUUUUCUGUCUGUCCAUAAAAUAUGUAUUCAUAAUAGCAAAUCGAAGGGCGUUAGAAGGUUGGGUACCAAUGGUGCAAGUACUCUUUAUAAUUUGGCCUCUCAAAAUUAUAAUUCUUGACUUAUUAUGGAAAUCUUAACAGGGGAAUAUUCACGGGAAGUAAUGUCGAUUGGUACCUCGUGGAUAGACUGAAGUGAUCCAUGAUUUAUAUAUCCACUUACCACCAAAACACACUGGAAUGAUACGCGAAACCACUUUCACAUUUAGAUUUUAACAAGGAAAGCAAAGUGGGCUGCAUUUUGAGACGGCAUUCGAGUAAAUGCAAUGUUUCGACCGAUGCAAAUGAAACAUGAUAAUUGUUUCACGGUUAUCUUGUAAAUGUUAAAUCAUCCUCAUAGGCUUUGUCAGGGCAAAAGCUUAUGUCGUAAACUUGCGGUUUGCAUAUAUAAUAUAGAUGAAGAUAAUGAUGAAAAUCCC